Pseudozyma hubeiensis SY62 is the source of this 2556-nucleotide messenger RNA. Its product is annotated as glycosyl hydrolase. Gene Ontology annotation, molecular function: carbohydrate binding; peptide-N4-(N-acetyl-beta-glucosaminyl)asparagine amidase activity. Gene Ontology annotation, cellular component: nucleus; cytosol. Gene Ontology annotation, biological process: protein quality control for misfolded or incompletely synthesized proteins; carbohydrate metabolic process; glycoprotein catabolic process. The record is from RefSeq and is a predicted model, not a curated record. NCBI's taxonomy places the organism in Eukaryota, Fungi, Basidiomycota, Ustilaginomycetes, Ustilaginales, Ustilaginaceae. Bases 1 to 2556 code for a protein of 851 amino acids. The transcript has a single exon.
AUGCGGGUGUUCCAAUCCAUACUCAUUCUCGGAGCGCUCCGUCAUCAGACUGUCGCUCGAACGCUUCCUUUGCAUGGCGGUAAGACGCCAGAACAACCGUUUGUGAUCGAAUCCGACCCGACCCUAGUCGCAAGCGCCAACGCCAACUUGACUCAAUUUGUCAACAUCUUCGUCGGCACCGAGGCCAACAAUGAUCCGGGCGAUGUCUUUGCAGGUGCCUCGGUUCCCUACGGUAUGGCCAAGGCUACGAUCAACGUCGAGGGCUACGCUCCUGCAGGCUACGUCUGGCCGUCUGACCAGCCCACGCGCGGCGUCAGCCCUCUCCACGAUUCCGGCACCGGGUCGAGCGACGGUAGCUACGGAAACUUCUGCAUCAUGCCCGUCCUGUGCACCAACAACGCGAUCGAUGCGUGCCCAACGCUUCUCGACCCACGCAAGCGUCUGCGCCGCAACCACACAGAUCACGGCCGGCCCGGCUACUUCACCACUACGCUCGACAAUGGCAUCAAGAUCGAACUCACCAGCGCCCGCAGAAGCACGCUCGAGAAGUACACCUUCCCCGCACACGAGAUGCAGCGCAUGAAGUCGACUCCGCACCUGGUGCUCGACUGGACCAACGACUCGCCUGGCACUUUCAGAGGAGGCGAGAUGAAGGCUGAUUGGGAGCAGGGCCGCCUGAUGAUGAACGGCACCUGGUUGAGCUCCUUCGGCCCGGGCGACUUUCACUAUCAUGCCUUCCAGUGCGUUGAUCUCAAGUUCAACGGCAAGCAGCAGCUGUCCAGGCAUGCAUUCUUUGGCGGCAACCGUCAGGGCUACGACACGAAGCGCACCGAUCUUGAUCACUGGGUUCGAUUGGCACAGGAGGUCGGACAGUAUCAAGCGGGUGCAGUUGUCGGAUUUGAGACCAAUUCGCAGGCCGAGCAGGACGUCACCAUCACCAUACGUCGUGGCGUGUCAUUUGCCUCAGCAGAGAAUGCGUGCCGCAAUAUGGAAAGCGAGAUCGGCGAUUGGAAUUUUGACGCCACCGUUGCAGCCAGCGAGUCGCAGUGGGAAGAGAAGCUCCAACGUAUCCAGCUGAGCCCUUCCACACCUGACUACAUCCGACGUUUGUUCUACACGAGCUUCUACCGCACCUUCCUUUCGCCCAACAAUGCUACCGAGGAUGGCCCGUUCCCCACGACGUCGCCCUACUUUGACGGCAUGUACUGCACUUGGGACACUUUCCGCACGCUGUUCCCAUUCCUGUCGCUGUCGAGCCCAGUCGAGUUUGCCCAGAUCGUGGAGACGUACAUCGAUGGCUGGAGGAAAGAAGGCUGGCUCCCCGAGUGCCGUGCCAACCAGGUCAAGGGCUACGUUCAGGGUGCCAACAACGGCGUGCCCGUGCUCGCCGACUUUGCCGUCAAGUACGCCAAGGCAGCAGCGUCGCUCGGCGUCAACACUGAUGAGCUGUACCAGGCGAUGCAGCAUGAUCUCGACGUGCCAUCGCCGCAGUGGGAGUACGAGGGUCGUCAAGCCGGUCCCUACCAGCUUUACGGCUACGUUCCAUUCGGUUACCUCGACCCGGCUUCGGUAGGAGAGCAGACGCGAGAGGCGAGUCGUUCGCUCGAAUAUGCCUUUGGUGAUUUCACGGCGGCAAUGACGGCACAGGCAUUGGGCAAGCCGGAAGAAGAUAUGCAGCGAUACGCAAAGGCGUCGUUGAACUACAGUCUCAACUUUGAUCGUCACACGACCAGCGAUGGCUUCACCAAUUUCGUGCAGCGCCGCUUCGCCAACGGCACCUUCAUGGCGAGCGAUCCGACGUUCUGCUCCCCACUCGACAACAACUCUAGCCAUGCAUGCAGCCUGCAACCCGAGAACGAUUUCGGUGUCUACGAGUCGUCAUCGUGGGAGUACAGUUACUACGCUCCGCAUGACAGGAACGGGCUGGUCCAGUUGAUGGGAGGUAAUGCCACCUUCGAGAAACGACUGGACCACUUCUUCAGCAAGGGAUACUACGCACCUGGCAACGAGCCGAGCUUCGACACGCCGACCAUGUACCACUUUAUCGGCAAACCGUAUCGUAGUGUGCAGAGGGUAAGGGAGGUGGUGAACGAUAACUUUUCGUUGAAGCCCGGCGGAAUUCCAGGCAACGACGACAAUGCAGCCAUGGCUUCGUUGCUCGGAUGGUUCUUGCUUGGAUUCUACCCGACGCCCGGAACCAAAGAGCUACUGGUGCUGUCGCCGUUCAUGCCGGCUUACACGAUCAACAACCCUGUGCUCGGCAAAGCCACUGUGACGGUGACCGGCUACGACGAACGGUCGAUCGGUGGAACGAUCGCGAAGGGCGUCAAGGCAUAUGUGGAGCGCGUGCUGAUCGAUGGCAAGCCGCACGGCUCGCGCUGCAGGAUGAGCUUCGAUGACCUCUUCCCUGGUCAAGCGGAUGCCGAGAGGAAGGUAGAGAUUGUUCUGACGGAGAACGAGAUCGACGGAUGCGGCGACAACCCUGCAGACGAACCUGCUUCGCUGUCGACAGGCGGCUUUUUUGAGUUUCAGGAAGAGGAGAAGACCAAGGCAUGA